Messenger RNA from Triticum urartu, 1229 nucleotides. NCBI's taxonomy places the organism in Eukaryota, Viridiplantae, Streptophyta, Magnoliopsida, Poales, Poaceae. The record is from RefSeq and is a predicted model, not a curated record.
UGAAGCGGACGAGAUAUACAAAAUCUGUAGCAUUCUUGGCACACCAAAUCAGCAUACUUGGGCUGGAGGACUGCAGCUGGCAGCAUCUAUCCAUUUUCAGUUUCCUCAGUCUGGAAGCAUAAGUCUUUCAGAAGUGGUUCCCACAGCAAGUGAAGAUGCGCUGAACCUUAUUUCGUGGCUUUGCUCAUGGGACCCCCGUAAAAGGCCAACCGCAGUGGAGGUUUUGCAGCAUCCCUUCUUUCAGCCAUGCUUCUAUAUCCCCCCUUCACUUCGUUUCAGAUCGACCGGAUAUGCAACAACACCACCAUCAGUUGGGGCUAAAGGGGCUAUGGACCAGAAGAAUGCUAGGAGAUACCCUGUGGGGACUUUAACCAACGGGAGACCGGCAGUCAAUAACUCGUACCUGGGCACUAAUAACGUCCCAGCAAGAGCAGCUGGCGUGCAAAGGAAGCUAGAGCUUGAUCAUCAGGUGAAACCAGAGGGCAACCAUAAGCUGACGAAGGAGAACGCGAUGAACCAGCCUUGGUCCCGACUACCACCAGCACCAGUGAGGAACAACGGGAACUACCUCGCUGCAAAGGAGCAGAUCCCUCACGGCGGCGCGCCUGACAUAGUCGAGAAGCUGUCCCAGCUGUCGAUGGCCUCCACCACCAACCAGGCGCCGAUCAUGUCUUCGGACAGGUUUGCUGACCUGAAGGGCACUACCAGAGCCCACCAACCGGAGCCCGUGAGGCGGCCCGUGCCUCUGGGACCCAGGGACACGUGGCACGCCCGGAACGACCCCUUCCGGCGCACCUACGAGAUGCCCGGCGAGAGGGCUCUCCUCCAGAGGAAGCUCGUCAGCUGAGGACCAUCCCACCAAUGCCCGCCUGCCUGCCUGCCGUCCAUCUGCCCCCUUCGCAUCAUCGACGCCACCACCACCACCGACCACAAUAAUCCAGCGGCCUCCUUCCCUGGCGGCCGCUGCCAAGUUUGUGUCUCCCUUUAUCGUUCCGUGUUGUGAUGAAAAUAAAAGCCAGUCUCCCCCGGUCCUCGCGUCGCUUGGAGGCGGCGGGGAGAGUGAAGAGUAGUGCUGCGUUUCCUUUGGGCUUUCGAGUGUCGGAAACGUGGAUGAUGAUACAUGCUUUGUGAUUUGUGUGCAAAACCAACGAUUGCUCGCGUUUGUGACGUUGUGCAGCCACCGAUGUGUCGUGGUUAAACUUAUUGAUGAUUUCUUUGCUUGCUCGCAA